AAGAGAACAACAGCGAGACAUCAACUGAGAGACUCCAGGAGAACAACAGCGAGACAUCAACUGAGAAACUGCAGGAGAACAACAGCGAGACAUCAACUGAGAAACUGCAGGAGAACAACAGCGAGACAUCAACUGAGAAACUGUAGGAGAACAACAGUGAGACAUCAACUGAGAGACUCCAGGAGAACUACAACAAAAUUGAAGUCUAACAUGUCUUUAAAGAUCAGAGCUAUGAAUAUUUUCAUGACCCUCAUCCUCUUUGAGGUUGUAUCUUCAACAGAAGAGGUUGUCCACCUUCGAGAGAAGAGAGGAACAAGGACAUACAAGUCCUUGUGUAGUGAAAAGUCCUCCGGAAGAGUCUUCAAGGACAAUGAAACCUGGCUGCGCCCUGCAGGACGGAGGGUAGAGUUCUGUCGCUGUGAGGAUGGGCGGAAUCAAUGUCAUAGUGUGCCAUUCAUGAGUAAGGGCAGAAUAAAA
This is a messenger RNA of Staurois parvus, 477 nucleotides long. The record is from the annotation of a GenBank genome assembly. Lineage: Eukaryota; Metazoa; Chordata; Amphibia; Anura; Ranidae.